Molecule: messenger RNA, 1338 nt
Organism: Prunus armeniaca (apricot)
Lineage: Eukaryota; Viridiplantae; Streptophyta; Magnoliopsida; Rosales; Rosaceae
Source: the annotation of a GenBank genome assembly
AUGGGUAUUUCCCCUUCGUCCUCUUCAGUCACCAAAGAGCAGUUUUUUCGCAAAUCCACUUCGCCAGGGCUUGUUCUGAAGCUCGUGUUGCUCUUAUGGGUCUUCUGCGCCUCUCUGAACGGCGUCGUUUUCGCUGAUGCUGAUACUGACGCAUCGGUGCUCCUCCAGCUCAAGAACUCGGUCUCAGACCCGUCAGGCUUGCUUUCCAGCUGGAAUCAUUCGGUCAAUUCUGGUCACUGCUCAUGGUUCGGCGUCUUCUGCAAUUCAAAUUCUCAGGUGGUUGCGCUCAACAUUACUGGGAAUAGUGGAGGAGGCGAAGGUGAAGGUGGAUCGAAAUCUAUUGCGUGCUUAGAUUUUGCUCAGUUUCCGCUUUAUGGGUUUGGAAUUCGGAGGGGCUGUUCGGGUAGUAGAGGAAGGUUGUCUGGGAAGCUCCCCUCUGUAAUUGGGAAGCUCACUGAGCUUAGGGUCUUGUCGCUUCCCUUCAAUGAUUUGGAUGGUGAAAUUCCUAGUGAAGUUUUGGGCUUGGAAAAUUUGGAGGUUCUUGAUCUUGAGGGCAACUCGAUAACUGGGUCUCUGCCGUUUCAGCUUAAUCCAAAUCUGCGGGUUUUUAAUCUUGGGUUCAAUAUGAUUGAAGGUGGGAUACCGACCUCGUGGUCAAAAUCUGUGAGCUUAGAGAUCUUGAAUGUAGCUGGGAAUCUUGUGAAUGGGACCAUUCCGGGUUUCAUUGGUAGGUUAAAGGCUGUGUAUUUGUCGUACAAUUCACUUAGUGGGGAUGUUCCCAGCGAGAUUGGAGACAAUUGUGGGAAGCUGGAGCAUCUUGAUUUGGCGGGUAAUUUCUUGGUUGAUAAAAUUCCAAGCAGUUUAGGAAAUUGCAGUCAGUUGAGGACGCUGAUGUUGUAUUCAAAUAUGUUGGAAGAGGGUAUUCCAGCAGAACUCGGCCAGCUUCAGGCGCUGGAAGUGUUGGAUGUGUCAAGGAAUAGCCUAAGUAGUUCAUUACCACGAGAGUUGGGGAAUUGUUCUGAGUUGUCUGUCCUUGUUUUGUCGUCUAUGUUUAAUCCGCUACCACGAGUCAAUGAUACAGUAGUGGACUCUUUAUUGGAGCAGUUGAAUUCUAUGAAUGACGACUUCAAUUACUUUCAAGGUGCAAUGCCUGUGGAAAUUACGACCCUUCCAAAGCUAAGGAUCUUGUGGGCACCAAGGGCAAGUAUUGAGGGCAACUUCCCGGGCAAUUGGGGUGGUUGUGAGUACUUAGAAAUGAUCAAUUUGGCUCAGAACUUUUUACUGGGGAAAUUCCUAGUGGGCUUAGUCGCUGCAGGAAGCUUCAAUUUUUUGAUGUAA